Molecule: messenger RNA, 792 nt
Organism: Ilex paraguariensis (yerba mate)
Lineage: Eukaryota; Viridiplantae; Streptophyta; Magnoliopsida; Aquifoliales; Aquifoliaceae
Source: the annotation of a GenBank genome assembly
AUGACAGUAAAAGGUGGCACAAGUCAAGCUUGUGCUGCAUGUAAGUAUCAACGCCGGAGAUGCUCACCAGAGUGUGCCUUGGCGCCAUAUUUUCCGGCUAACCACCCGAAGAUGUUCCAAAACGCUCACCGGCUUUAUGGUGUCUGCAACAUCAUGAAGAUUCUAAGGCAAUCGAAUGAUGAUGAACAAAAAGAGGAGGCUAUGAAAUCUAUCAUAUAUGAGUCCAAUAUGCGAGAGAAGUUUCCAGUUCAUGGGUGCUGUGGAAUCAUACGUCAGCUUCAUUAUCAGUUGCGUCAAGCCAUUGAAGAGCUUCAAUAUGUUCAUGCACAGCUCGCAAUCUGCAGAGAAAAAUGCUUCACCCAAGUCCCUUCCAGUCCACAUUUUUCUCCGUCGUCGGAGUUACAACUAGGCCUUAAUCCGACCGGUACAGACGCCGUGCCGGUUUUUCAACAUUAUUCUGCAGGCAAUGAAAUGCCAUUUGCGAUGAAUGAUUUUCUGACAAACGAGAAUGAUGGUGUUUAUAACAAUUUGGCAGACAAUCAAGCUCAAUGGGUUGCAAAUUCACAUGCAUUUCGGUUUAAACCAGAAUCAGGAAUUUCUCGAGAUUAUGAUGGAAUGCCUGCUGUUGAAACAAUUGCUGAUGAUAGACAAUCUUACAUUGAAUCCGAAGAAGCCUGUGAAUCGAGUUCGGAGUCAUCGUUGAAGGAUGCAACACAAUCAAUGAUUGAAGAUGUUAAGACCGGCGGUGUAUCUAAUUGUUUUAUUGUUCCACCCUUCUUGAAAUUGUUUUAA